Molecule: messenger RNA, 6409 nt
Organism: Microdochium trichocladiopsis
Lineage: Eukaryota; Fungi; Ascomycota; Sordariomycetes; Xylariales; Microdochiaceae
Product: ankyrin repeat-containing domain protein
Exons: 3
Coding region: 10-6348 (2112 amino acids)
Cellular component (GO): cytoplasm; nucleus
Molecular function (GO): protein binding
Source: RefSeq, a predicted model, not a curated record
CUGCACAGCAUGGCGCAUCGUGGCACUCUAGAAGAUGCUCCGUGGGAUGACGACGCCGUGGUUCUCGCCUUUGAGGACGUCGCCGACUUCAAUGAGGACAACAUCCUUCCUCUGCCAGCGGACGAGCUUGCAGACGUUCGAGCAUGGCUGCAGCCCACCAACUAUGAAGGGGACGGCAGUGAGUUAGCCAAGCACGCAGCAGCACAUCUCGGAGGCACGGGCGAGUGGCUCCUGAAGUCAGCUGCAUAUCGGGAGUGGCAUGACAGAGACGGGAGCGACGUGCUUUGGAUUCGAGGCAUACCUGGGUCAGGCAAGUCUGUCCACGCCGCAUCUCUGGUCCACCAGCUUCGCCAAGAGCAAGUCCCAGUCUUAUUCUUCUUCUUCCGGCACAUCAUCGCAGCGAACCACCAGCCUGUUUCAGCGGUGCGAGACUGGCUCGCGCAGAUUCUACCUUACAGCCCGCCUCUGCAGGCAAGGCUGAAGAGCUAUGUGGCCGCCUGUCACACGCUAGACAGCACAUCCUCGGUAGACCUCUGGCAGGACUUGCAGAUGGCACUGCGGCAGAUUCCGAGGGCAUUUAUCGUCGCCGACGCGCUCGACGAGAUGGACCGCGGAGUCAACAACGGCGAGAUGCACGCCUUCAUGGACAAGAUCGUGGAGCUGACCCGGCGUCGACCCGGGCGUACCAAGAUGGUCAUCACGUCCCGGCCGGUCGCGUACAUUGAGUCAGCGCUGCGGCGGGCAGGCGGCUCUGUCGUCAACAUACGGCUCAAGGAAGAACUUGUCGACCACGACAUUGCGACAUUUGUAGCGCACCAUCUAGCUUCGUCGAGCAUCAGUAACGAUAACCAAGCACUCAUCAAGGCGGCAGUGCCUGGCCGCGCCAACGGCUUGUUCCUCUAUGCGAAACUGGCCAUGGACGCUUUCAUGCGCCCGGGGGCCGAUGUCCAGGCUAUCCUUGGAGGGCUUCCACGAGACCUCGACACCAUGUACGCCGACAUACUAAAGCAGCAUGCCCUGCGGAGCGGUGUGGCCGAGGAGACGCAGGUCCUGAUCUUGCAGCUCGUCACACAUGCCACGCGGCCCCUCCGAGUGCUCGAGAUUGCGAGCCUCAUCAAUGUCACGCAGUGCCCUUCCAAGAUGCGGGAUCUCAAGGCAGCGAAAGGUCUGGUGCGCUUGGCCUGUGGUCCGCUGAUAGAGAUCCUGCCUGAUGAGUCCGUCAGCGUUGUACAUCACUCGCUUACAGAAUACCUCACUGGCGUUGACGAUGAUGCCGGCAGUGUUCAUCAUAACCAUCCUAUUCUCGAGGCUGGCGCCACGCAUCAGAGACUUGCAUUAGCCUGUCUGGAGUACUUGCAGUCUGAGAGUCUGAUGAGCGAUAUUUCUAAGCCGUGGAAAAAACACGAUACGUUUGCGCAGUAUGCUGGGAAGAACUGGUUCGUCCACGCUCGCAAGGCUACGCUGGCCGGCCGCACUGAGCAGGCCCGGCUCAACCAGGUCUUGGACAACCUCUUUCAGUCAAAAGAGCACAUUUGGGAGAUCUUGUGGAUGGCAGACGUCGGCGUGGCAGUCGGUUCAGGAAUGGACGUGACCCCAGCCUACGCCGCGACCGCCCUCCGGCUGCAUGAAUACCUCGAUAUCGUGCUCUCGCGGGACCCCAAGCAGGCCCGUGUCGACCUGGGAGCCAGCCCGCGAACGUCCUCGAUCUGCCUGGCCUCGCAAAAGGGGUACGUCGAAAUCGUCGAGUCCCUGCUCAGAGCUGGGGGUGACCCGCGUGAAGUCAACAUGGGCUCGUACACGCGCGAGACACCUUUACACUUUUCUGUGCAGAACAACCACCUCGAGAUCACCAAGCUCCUCCUCGACGCCGGGGCGGAUCUGAUGGCCCUCAGGAACUUCCAGGAUCCGUCCACUGGCCUCAACCAACGCGUGUCGCCGCUGCAGUGGGCAAUUACGCACGGCUACACUGCGGUGCUCGACGCCAUGCUGCCACACAUGAAAUCUGUCGAGACCGUCGGCCAGGCUCUGCUCUGGACAGCCUCCGCCAGUCGCGCCGACAUGCUCGCCGCCGUGCUGGGCCAUCCCCUCGCGGCUCGCCUGAGCAGUAGCGGCGAUGACGGCCCCGGCCAUCUUUCCAAAGCACUGGCCCAGGCCGCUGCCCGCCACAACGCCCCGAUGGUGCGAACCCUCCUCGACGCCGGCGCCGAAGCGACGGCACUACUACACGCCCACGCCGCUGAUGGCGAGGGGCAGACUGCAGGAGGCCUCGGGAUGCUGCACGUCUGGGCGGCAGGGGACCCUGACGUCGACAUCAUGCCAGACGCCGCUCACAUUUCCAACCUCCCGACCGUCGCCAGCAAGACAUCAAGAGACCCAGAGGCCGCUGCCCGGGUGUUCCGGAUGCUCGUCGCUGCCGGGGCCGACGUCCACCAGCGCACGUCCGAUGAGCUGCACAGCACGCCGCUGCACUAUGCGCGGGACGCGACUACGGCGCGGCUCCUCGUGGGCGAGGGCGGCGCCGACGUCGGUGCGGUCAACUCAGGCGGGGAGACGCUGCUCCGGCUGACGCGGGACCCGGCCACUGUCAAGUAUAUCCUCGAGGUGAUGAGCACCGAAAAGCCGGAGGAGGCGGCGCUGGCGGGGACGACGACGACGACGACACCGGAGAUUGUGGCUGCAAUGCUGGAGCGCCUGAAUUCCGACUGGUACCGCUGGAACCGGACGCUCUUCCUCGAGCAGGUCGAGGUCUUUCUUGACCACGGCGUCGAUCCGACUACGGUUGUGGACGAGGACGGACAAACGCCACUUCACCUACUCGUACAGCUUGUCAGGACCAACGCUGAUAGUGAAAUACGUGGCUGUGGAGGUAGGCGGGGCCCUCGUGGUGAUGGCGCUGGUGAGGUAAAGGACACCCGUGUGCCUCUGCUCCAGCGACUGCUACGACAUCCCGGCAUGGACGCCAACAUGCGCAACGCACAGGGACAGGCGGCUCUACAUCUGCUCAACAUGACCCCGAUAGAGGCAUACAAGGGCAACAUAGAUCUCCUCGCAGCCCUGGUGGACGCCGGGGCGGACCUGGAGGCCCGCGAUGGCCAAGGGCGUACUCCGCUCUUCUUCAUGCUCGAGUCGGACGAGGCCCACGUCCGGCCCGACAUGAUGGUCACCGCGUGCAAGGAGAUUCGGGGGCCACUUGUCCAGUGGCUCCUUGACGCGGGAGCCGAUCCGCGAGCGGUGGAUCGUGAGGGCAACACGCUGUUCCACGAGGCACAUGACAAAGGGCCGUGGCCAUGGAGAGUCUACAAGGAGGGAGCGGGCGAGUUUGCCUUGUUUGACCAACUGGCCAGUCUCGGCGUCGACCCGACACAGCCAAACCACGCGGGGAAAACGCCGCUCCACCUGGCGAGCACCAUCACGCCGGGGGCCUUUCACCACGACAAGCGGCCCGGGCAGCGCGAGUCGACGACGACGUUUGACUGGUUCCUCGGGAGGCAUGGCCCUGGCAACGUCGACGUGGCGGACCCGGACGGCGUCACUCCCUUACAUAACGCGGCCACCUUUUCCGAAUACAUGGCUCGGCGGCUGCUCGAGUAUGGUGCCGACCCGCUCAGGAUGACCAAGGAAGGGCUCAACGGUCUUCACCUUGCUGCUCGCGCACGGCAGGUGAAUAUCCUUGGCAUGAUGCUCGAAAGCGUCGCCGAGUCGGACCGUCGGGCCGGAGGACGCAACACCAGUACUCACCGCCACAGCCGGUCGCCUUUAUUCUAUGCGGUGGCGUCUGGGAAGCCGGAGAGCGUGAGGCUCCUCCUCGAGGCAGGCAUGCCCUUGGUGACCCUACGGCCGCAGACAGAAGAGUAUCAGGACUCGGUGCUGCAGGCAGUUGUCGAGUUUGAAGAGGAGCUUGCAAACUGGCCGCGACGGCCCGUUGGUGUCAAGCUCGGCAGCAGAGAUGUCGGUAGCGUCUCUCUGGGCGACAGGUUCCGCAUGCCCAUGGCGCCAAUGGCUCCCCCCUCGGAGCGUCUCGACGAGAUACUCGACCUACUUUCCGAAUACGGCUUGAUCCCGAAGCACCACAUCAGGAUGGCGAUCGUGGAGGCGGCCGAGAAGAAGGCAGCUUAUACUCUGACAUGUCUACUUCGAAUCAGCGAGCAGCUCGGAAUGGAGUCGUCAACCGAGGUUGAUAAUGGCUCGCUGAGUGCCUUGGUCGAAGCCAGGCAGGAGGUUGCAAAGCCCUUUGAGGAGGCCAUCGCUGCAAGGGGAACACUGUCUACCGACGAAUUUCACGAGGCUAUGAAGGAACGUCUCUUUGAUGUCGUUGCCAAGGGGUUGUCGACGCCCGACAGCGCUCUGCAGGUGCUCGAGACCAGCCGCGGGCGCCACGACUUCGGCACGACAAUUCUACAGUAUCUUGCAGCGGGGGGCCACGCGGCUCUCCUGGCAAAGGUCGCGAGCGCCGAAUCUAUUGCCAAACAGUCCCACGAGGGGGUCGAGCCUCUGCUCGUCACGGCCUGCAGGCGCGAGAUCCCCAACAUGGAUGUUGUGAGGCUUCUCGUCGAGCAUUUUGGCGUCGAUGUCAACGACGUGGGCAAGGUCAUGCCGUCUUACUGGAACACUGCCGGGACUGGCCCAAGUGGCACCUCGGCGCUGCACGCGCUCGCAGAGGGGGGACACUGGUGGCAGGCCGCCCAGGCCAUCCCGUAUCUGGUCGCUCACGGCGCCGACGUCAACAUCCGGUCACAAAAGGGACAAGCGGGAAAGUUGACGACACCGCUCAAUGUCGCGCUGAGGCCCCUCAUGUGGCACUGCAACCUGAGCGUCAGCAAGCGUGCGGUCCAGGUCCUGCUCGAGCACGGUGCAGACGUGACAGCCGUCGACGACCAGGGCGUUUCACCCCUCGACCGGGGAAUGCGGGAUGUUGAGAUCUGGGCCCUCCUGGUGGGCAAAGGAGCCAGGGUGUCGUCGCAGGACCUUAUCGCCGCCAUCGACAACGCAAAUCCAGCGGCUCUAGAGGCGCUGCUCGCCGCCGGGGCGGAUCCGAACGGACGGAGGAGCUCACCACCGCCCAUCGAGAAGUUCGCGCGGGCCUCUGAUAUGUUCGGCCAACUCGACCUCACAAAGGAGCAAAGGUUCCCGCUCCAUCACGCUCUAGUGACGAACUCCAACAAACCGGACGUGCAGGCCAGGAUGGUCAGCUCGUUGCUCAAAAAAGGCGCUGACCCCUUUGCGAGAUAUGAUAAUUCCUCCCUGCUGCACCAGAUCUUUGCGCGAAAGUCUUCCUGGGAACCAGACUCGUGCCUGCGCCAGAUGCUCGAGACGGGAGCACUCCGAGGCCUAGACCCCAACAGCACAGAUGCCCACGGCGUCACGCUCUUUCACCUGUCGUGCCGGCACGGGCCGGACAAGCACAAACCUGGGCAGAAUGCACUACACCAUGGUCCAGGCGAGCCCCCGACACCAGCGGCCAUCAUGCUCUCACUGGGCACAGUCGACGUCUACGCCAGGGACAAGGACCGGCGCAACUCGCUGCACCACCUCAUCGCCGCGGGCGAGCCACGCGCCGACACCGAGAUGAUCCGCACGGUCAGCCGCUUGGCGCCCGAGCUCAUCAACCAGUGGGCUUACGGCGGCGGGCGGACGCCCUUCCACGAGGCCGUCGCGCACUUGUCGUGGGCGGCGGGCACCGAGGUCGUCGACAUCCUGCUCGACGCGGGCGCGGACCCCACGAAGGCCGAUCGGGAGGGCAACACGCCGCUGCAUAUACUGCUGGGCGGGGAGUUCCGCGUCUCUUUGGAUAACAACGGCUCCGACGACACCAAAACCACCAACAGGACCAGUAGCAGCGCCGUCGUGGUCCUCGACAGACUCCUGUCACAGCCUGGCGCGGACAUCAAUGCCGCCAACGGCGCCGGAGUGACGCCCUUGUUCGCCUAUCUGCGCAGCGGCACCGCCAGGCCUGCAGACUACCAGCGGGGCAUUACUUGGAAACAGGGAGAGGAUUUGGCCGAGAUCGAGAAGUGGGAGGUCGCCGUGCUUGCCAUAUUCGACGCGCUGGGCGCGGACUGGAGCGUGCGCUGCAGUAGUGGCAGCGGCAGCGGCAAGACGCUGCUGCAUGCUGCCGUCGAGUGGCAGGCAGGGUAUGCUGGGGGGCGGGCCGCGCGGGUAAAGUACCUCUUGGGUAAGAACGUCGAUCCCGGCGCCGAGGAUCAGACCCUCAGGACGGUGCUGGACUAUGCUGCUGCUCUUGGGGCGAGGGAUGUGUUGGAGUUGUUUGGCCGGACUGUUGAAGUUCCAAGAUUUGGUACUGGGAAUUCACGUGUAGCUGAGGAUGAGGACGAGGAUGAUGACUGGUAGAGGGGGAGUAGCAAAUAUUCCCGACUACAUAGGUUUUUAUUAUUAUCUCAUCCAUCUAUAA